Molecule: messenger RNA, 387 nt
Organism: Periconia digitata
Lineage: Eukaryota; Fungi; Ascomycota; Dothideomycetes; Pleosporales; Periconiaceae
Source: the annotation of a GenBank genome assembly
UUCGUUCUCAUCAUGCCGGAUGUUGAGGUACACAUGUUGUUCGUCUUGAUAGCCGCUGUUUCAAUCGAGAUACAAGUUAUGAAUUUUUCAAGUCCGAAUUUAAUUUCAGGUUCUCAUAAGAAGCAGUAUCUAAUCGAAAUCCGCAGGUUUGUAGAACAUACAAGUCACGUGCCAAAUAUCUUUCCAACAUUUGAACGUCUUACAUCAAGUUGCGGUUGUUCUUCACUCCAAAACGGUGACAGUAUGAACUCAGUCCAUGGUUUACUUGGCCGUACCUGCCAAUAUCUAAUCAGCAGUGAUUUCGUUUGCCGUGUUUUGCGAGAUCUAUCUGAUCGCGAUAGCCGCAAUCAUUUGCAAAUACAUCGUUAUCUACCAGAUACUGCAUAG